UCGUGUCAGGGCGGUUACGGCCGGGGCGAGAGACUCUCUCCACCUCAGUCUGGCGUUUUUAAUCGCACAACUGCAGACCCGUACGACCAAAAAAAAAUCGACAAAAAAAAUUCCUAACGAUACGAUUCGAUCAGACAAAAAAAAAAGCGAUUAAAUUUCCAAAAAUUCGAGUUGAACGACUAUCACCGGGUGUUUUUUUAUUAUCAAUGUGAAGCCUCGGAAUGGCUGCGCCCCCACUGGGCAAGUGCAUGAUAUUGCCGUUGUUCUUGCUGCUGGUGUACGUUGGAUAUGGAUUCCGAAUUCGUGAUAUUGGACCGGCUGGUUCCAUUGAGCACGCUGAAUGCCCAAUUGGUUCUGGAAAGUGUACGGACACGGGUGGACAGGUGACCUUCAGCUCAUUGAAAAAAAGAGUUGAGAGUGUCGUUGGUACUCGUGGACGUGGUGCGAGUGGUAGUGCUCGACAACCACCUGUAGAGGUUGACGAUAGUGAGGAAGAUGUGAGGAUUCUGGAGCAGGGAAAAAGCCGAUUGAUUGUCAGUCAAGGGGCGAAAGUGGGAGGGGAUGAGUCGAGAGGACGAGGGGAUGAUAGUGAGGACGAAGAGGACGGUGUCGUUGUGGAGGAUGCGUCUGAUGAAACUGAGGAAGUGACGAUCGACGAUGAUGAUGAUGAUGAUGAUGAUGAUGGGAAUGGAAGUGAAGACGCUGAAGAGACUCAGGAAACUGGGAAGAGAGAUAUCAAGUGGAGUUUCCGGGAGGUUCGAAGAGAUCAGAAGGCGAGGGAUGAUGAAAAUGAUGGCCGUGGAAAGGGGGGACAUGGGGAGAGCGAUGAGAAGUUGGUGGGAGGAUCGGAGGGGAGUGAGGAUGGAGAUGAGAGUCCAAAAGGCGAAGACGAUGGAACCGAAGAGACGACAGUCGAAGAGGAGGAGAAGCCCGUUCGUAAGUUAGAAAAGGUCAGAUUAGCUGAUAAAGUUAGGGUCAGACCUGGGGACACAGCAGGGGGGAAGUCGGUGGAGGGCGACGGUGAAGGAAAAAAGGGAGUUGAGAAGCCGGAUGCGCCGCGAAAUGCGGUAGUUAAGCCGAAAGUUGAGAAGGAAAAGGUUAAACCGUUAAAGGUUGAGGAGAAGAAGCUUAAAGCUCCCAAGCCGCCACCGCUGGAAGGAGAAAAAAAUGGAGUGGAAGAGGUGGAGAUUGUGGAGGAAGUCCCUGAGAAGAAAGUGAAACCAGUGAAAGAAUCUGUUGUUGAGAAACCGGAGAAGAAAUCGGGGACGAGGGAGAAGGGAAAAUCUAAAGGAGAAGGAGAAGCUCAGGACAGGAAGAAGAAGCCGAAGGAGAAGGUGAAAGAAUCGGAAAAAGCGACUCCUGCAAAGGAUCAACCAAAAUCUAGAGAAAAACCAAAGGAGAAGUCCAAGGACAAACCUGAAUCGAAGAUCCAAAAAUCUGAUGUAACUAAUAAAAAAAAGCCAGUGCAGUCGGGAAAACAUCAGGAGGGAUCACUUCCCCUGAUCGAGUUUAACAAAAUGAUCCUACAAUUACCAAAUUUCGUGCCAAAUUUCACAGCUGUUGAGGAUCCCAUCUGUCAACAGCACGGGAAGAUUUUCCUUCGUCAGUUGCGGGGACGUAAAUUGUGGGCUCUUCAAAUGCUCGAUUCCGGUGGGAAGAUACCCUCGGGACUUCUGCGUGGGAAUGUCAAUCAGUUUGGGGAUUUUGAUCAGUGUCUUGGAAUAUCGUCGAAAAUUAGGUUGGAUAAUAAACAAACGUUGAGGAUACAAGGAAAAUAUUGUCUGGCAGCUGUGGACAUUCAGGCGACUAUUCCAGAGACCAGGGUACCAGUGCAUCUGAUGCAGAGCCGGGGAUUCCUCCGGGGGAGUAUGAAAGACAGUGGCCACUUCGUGCCAAGAUUCACAACAAUCAACUGGGGAAUAUGCGUACCAUCAGCUUGUUCAGCUGCUGACGCCAGAAGUGCUCUGGAAGCUGGGCUGAGUCAUCUCAAUGAAUCGUCAGGAGUGAAAUUCGCGAUCGAUGUGAAUCCGGAUAUGUGUUACAUUCAGGAGAAAUCCCCGAGUUACUCCAAAGAAACUAUCGCUGUACUGUACUUCUACGCUAUGAUCGUCUGUCUAGUAUUGAUCGCCACUGUUCGUGAUUAUAUCGUUGUUUCAGAGAAAGCGAGUUACUCUGAGAGGAUAAUUAUGUCAUUUUCCCUCCGAAAAACCUUGAAAAGCCUCAUGCAACCCAUAUCGUCGAACUCAGGAGACAUAAGUUGUAUUCAUGGCAUUCGAUCACUGGCCACAAUGGCCCUCUACGUCGGCCACAAGAUGAUACCCACAGCGGGCAUACCUUAUACAAAUCGGAUAGUCUUCACUGAGAUCGCUAAUAAUCCCGCAAGUUCCUUGCUGCGAGUGUCCCUGGUUUACACAGACUCUUUUUUACUGUUGAGUGGAGUUUUGACUGCGUUUCAUAUGGCCCGUGAGUCAACAAAACGGGGGGAAAUUCGCUGGUUCUGCAGAUUUAUUGCCAGAGUCAUCAGAUUGACACCACCACUGCUGGUGGUUAUUUUUUGGUAUGCGUACGUGAUGGAACACACCGGAUCUGGCCCCCAGUGGAACAAUAUCAUAACACCAAAUGCUGAUCUGUGUAAACAAAAUUCAUGGACUAAUUUUUUUUACAUCCAGAAUUUCUUCCCUUUCGAAGAAAUGUGUGCAACACACACACAUCAACUGGCCCUGGAUAUGCAGCUCUCGCUGCUGUCGGCGGGUUUAGUAUUUUUCCUACUCGUCAAACCGAUCAUAGGAAUUCUACUAAUUUUUUUCUUUCUCCAAGUGUCUGCCACAUUUCGUUAUUUCGCCACCGUCAACAAUAAUCUCUCCCUCGUUAUUUUCCACGGAAUGACAGCAAAGCACCUUUACAAGACGGCUAACUUGACCUACGCAGUGUCUCUUCAUCGAGCUACGCCUUAUUUAUUCGGAAUUAGUCUUGGAGUACUUUUGCAAUAUACCGGCAAGAAUAUUAAAAUAUACAAAAUUUUCGUUGUUUUUGGCUGGAUAACAGCCGCCUUAUUAGCCGCCUGGUCCUUAUUUUCCCCGUGGAAAAUGGCCAGGAGAGACUACGUCUACAACGUUGAAGAAUCAGCCCACUAUGCUGUGAUAGGACCAGUCUCAUGGGCACUGGCUGUCUGCUGGGUUAUUUUUGCCUGUUUCACUGAUCAUGGUGGCUUCAUCAACACAUUUCUAUCGAACUACUGGCUCGUACUGUUCUCCAGAAUUUCCUAUUCCGUUUAUCUCACACAAUUCGCUGUAUUUUUCUACAAUGUGGCGACAACGAGAUAUUCGUCCGAAUUUCACGUUCUCAAAGUCGUGGAUCCCUAUGAAAUUUUAAUAGUAAUCUCGGUAUCAGUGAUUCUCACGUUAUUCUUGGACAUUCCAACUCAAGAAAUCAAGAAAGUCUUGAUGGAAAGUACAUCGUCCUCCCAAUCCUCGAAGUCUCAUCCCCCAACGGAGUCAGAAAUAUCAAAACCCGCGAUGGGAAAGCCAUCGCCAACGCCAGAGCCCCGCGAGUACGAGGGGAGCGCUGCCUGGAAGAGGGGCCAGAUAGAGGCAGAUUAUUCCGAGGAAGAUGACUCUCAGUGGAUCAGAUCUCGCAAGUCAAACGGAAAACAAAGAGUCUUCGUCCGACGAAACUCACGAGACGACGACGGCUACAGACCCUGGGGAGUAAAACGCGAUGAGGUACACGAAAGACGGAGAAGUAAUAGCGCCCAGAGAACUCUUUACAUUGACCCUGACCCAAGACCUCGAGAGCCCACCCCCAGUCGUCAUUCAGAGGACGCCCGACGAGAGCGAAGAUCAUCCUCGAGGGCUCCCGAUCCUUCUAAGGCUCCUCACCGGCCCGAAGACCGCCGAAGUCCCAGACGAGAUCGUUCCACCUCGAGACUAUCAGAUCGUGGGUUGUACCGGGAGUCAGAGCCUCCAGUGCCCCCUAGACCUCCAAAGCCAGAGGUCCGGGGAAAAUCUCCGCGACUCCGUCGCACCCCAGUCCGCCUGAUCUCCUCUGGCAGUGAGGAGGAGCCGAAAAAGUUCCGCGGCAAGAGUCCCAGACGCCCGGUGGAGCGUCCACGUGUGAGCGACGAGGAAGACUGGGAGCAAGAGCUCAGAAUAAGACGGCAGAAGUUUCGAGAACGAAUGUCAUCGACGGAACGCCAGGAAUCCAAGACCGAGCGAGAAGAGUCGACUGACGUCAGCCGACGAUCUUCAGCAGAAGGAAAGAUAGCACUUCUGCAGGGUCCAACUGGAACCCGAGUGAUGGACGCUUGGACUGUCAGCAAAGGGCCUCGGGUCUCCGUAGCGUCGUCCCAAGAGCUGACAGACACUGAAGAAGAGACUCGCUACAUCCAGGACUUUGAAGACGAGCCGAUCCCAGAGCGACGAGGAAGUUUAGAUUCCUUGGAAAAGGCAGAUAUCGAUUUCUCAUUCAGGAGUGAUGUUAAGACGAAGACACUGAUGGACCUGAGGCAGAUCUCAGUGGAGGAUGAGAACUGCGAGCAGCGAGGAAAUGUGGGAGAGAUGACGCCUGUGGCGACUGGCAAGUUAUUCAAACGAGAGUCGAUCAUCAAGAGUCAAGCUAGUGAGGAAGACCCCGAGUACUUGUUACCAGAGCGACCGAAAUUGGUGGAACAGGAGCAGGAGCAUCCGUUCAAGAAGGCGUGGCAGAUGCAGAAGUCGAGGUCUGAAGAGGACGGACCGUCUGCCUUUGUCUUCAAGGAAGUUAAGACCCAGGCAGAGGUGGAACAAGGGGCCAAUGAGGCUUCCAAAAGUGGAAAUGAUGGGGAGGGACACAAGUCAACUCGAAUUGGACCCAGUGAGCAGACUUUCCAUUUAAUUGUUGAAGAUGUGGACUCGGGUCAUUGGCAGAGGAGUGGGAGAAGUGAGGGAAGUCGGUCGGAUGACACUAGCAGGGUCAGUACACGGUCCAAUGGGACUGACUCACCCCAGUUGGAUUGGCAGAGUGAGGAUGAUCAGUUUGAGAGGCACAGGAGGCAGCGGAGGGAAUUUGAAGCCUGGGACCCCGACACCGAUGGAACUUGAUGGCAAUGUUCCAUUGGCAAAGUCCCCAGAUGCUUCAAUGCACUAUUAAUGCAAUUUGAAGAAAAAAAUGAAUAUUUUAAUUCUUAAUAAAUUAUACAAUUGUA
Messenger RNA from Diachasmimorpha longicaudata, 5182 nucleotides. RefSeq lists its product as uncharacterized. NCBI's taxonomy places the organism in Eukaryota, Metazoa, Arthropoda, Insecta, Hymenoptera, Braconidae. The transcript is spliced from 12 exons. Gene Ontology annotation, molecular function: acyltransferase activity, transferring groups other than amino-acyl groups. The record is from RefSeq and is a predicted model, not a curated record. The coding region runs from base 222 to 5078 and encodes 1618 amino acids.